This is a messenger RNA of Gymnodraco acuticeps, 5171 nucleotides long. RefSeq names its product synemin, intermediate filament protein (gene synm). Gene Ontology annotation, biological process: intermediate filament cytoskeleton organization; fast-twitch skeletal muscle fiber contraction. Gene Ontology annotation, molecular function: vinculin binding; intermediate filament binding; structural constituent of cytoskeleton. The record is from RefSeq and is a predicted model, not a curated record. Gene Ontology annotation, cellular component: intermediate filament; costamere; sarcolemma. Lineage: Eukaryota; Metazoa; Chordata; Actinopteri; Perciformes; Bathydraconidae.
CCACUCCACGUCUCUGUACCCACUGUUCCUCGCUGUUUGCUCCAGAGAGACCACACUGGAACCUCUAGCUUCGCCCAGAUGUACAGCAAACUGGACACAGAAACACGUGGGCACUCAAACUCAGCAUAACAUCUGCCAGGGAAACGGACGCGCUCGGGGCGAUCCUGAGGGAGGACACGCCCUCCUCCUGCACUUGUCAAAGGGCACUGAUCGCAAAGUACAUCACAGUGCACAAAGACGCUCACGCAAAUGACAUCGGGACACUUUGAGUAAUAUACAAACAGGACUUUAAACUCACUUUUUACUAAUUACCAAAAUGAUGCCUUUUAAGAGAACUUUCGAGAGCGAGAAACACCAGCUGCAGGAGCUCAACAGCAGACUUUUCCAGUAUCUCUCUCGAACGAAGCAGCUGGAGCAGGAAAAUGUGCAUCUUAUUACUGAAAUAAACAAACUGAGACAAGCAAAGACGACAGAAUUGGAGCCCAAGUGCAAGGGCGAGAUGCGGGAGCUGAGGAGAAUGGUGGAGCAGCUGUCGUUUGAAAAGUCACAGGCUGAGAUGGAGAGGGAGAAGCUAUGGCGGGAGUUGCAGAUGGUCCAGUCCCUGUGUAGCGAGCAGACUGGGGUGUGCAGGGACAUCAGUGGCGAGCUGAAAGGCUGCGAGAAGGAUCUCCAGCACGCGCACAAGAUCAACGUUGAACUCCAGCAGCGUUUGUGUCAACUAGAAAAUGAGAGUAAAGGCUUGGAAGAAGUGCAGAGAAAGGAAAAGGUCCAUCUGCGGCGUCAGGUGGACUCCCGCAUGGUGCCCAUCAUCACGCAAACUUACCGCGGGCCUCCUGCAGCCACCAUGGAGGAGGUGCAGGAGUAUGCCCGCAGUCUGUCCGAAGGAUGGAUGGAGACCUUUGAUAUGUACCAGAGGAAGGUGGAGGAGAUGGAGCAGUCCAUUAAAGAGGACCAGGAGAGGAUGAGUGGUCUGCAGAGGGAGAAGAUUAUGUAUGCCUCUGAGUUGGACAAAUUACGCAGAGAGGGCGACAAACAAGGGAAGAUUCAGUUCCAUCUUGAAGAAGAGCUGAUGCACAUGCAGGAGAAAUUCAGGGUGGACUUCAGUGAAUAUCAGAUGAUUAUUGAGGAGUUGGAGCAUGAGAGGAAUUUGAUGGCUGACACUAUUGCAGAAAAGAUGCGAGACCACCAGAACCUUCUGCAGGUCAGGAUGGACCUGGGCAUGGAGGUGGCUUCCUACAGGGCUCUCCUGGAAGGUGAGAGAAUGGUUCUGCAAGACACUCAUAGGAGGGUGACUCCACAGCACCGAGAAAGAAUAAUAGAUAUAAGGAUGCCUGCCCUGCCCUACACUCAAAGAGCUUCCACCUCAACCAGCAGACAACACACAAAUACCAGGUACACACCGUCAACUUCAAACCUGACGAGAUCUCCUCUGCCUUCCUCUGGAUCCACGAGUCCCUCCAGGGUCAUUCCUAUUUCAGUUGCAGCCAGAGCUCGGCAUCAGAGUCCUGCAUCUAGAAGGGACAUGAUCUCAUUCACCAAAUCUCGGGCUUCCACCCCUGCCCCUGCGACCACGACCACCUCUGUCACCAAAGAUAAACCGACAAGCCAGAGUGAAUACCAAAUUAAACAACAUGUCCAGAAAACAGAAGCAGAGGAAAUCACUGAUGAGAUCAAAAAGAUGGAGGAUCAAGCCAGUCACAAGACUUCCUCUUCUACUGAUACCAGAUCAGUGAGAGUGGUGUCCCCGCAAAUGAUGAGCCUGAGCAAGAAAACUGAGGCAGAAAACAAAAAGCAAGUGUCAGAUGAAAAAGAGAAAGAUGAUGUGAAUGAAGGGUAUUUCAAAGACGAAUGGAAAACAGUGUCUACAAUUGUCCCUAGUGAGAGAAAGAUUUUUAAUUCUGUGUCUGUAGAGGAGAUUAUUGAGAAGGCGAUGAGACCAGAAGGUUUGGAAGCUAGGGUUAGCUCGCCUGGAGAAUCCAACGUAAGGUACCAUGUGGAGAAAACUGAGCAGGAAGAUGGAACAACUAAGACACAGAUUGUGUUGGAGUCCAAAGUGGAAGAAGAGCUUGAUUUGUCCGAGGACUCUGUACUGGAGGAUUUACUGAGCCAAGGGGUUAUGAAGGUGUCACUGGAAGAUAUCAAAGGAACAGCAACAGGAAGCAUGAUCCAGAACUUGCUGAGUGGCCUGCAGGCAAGUGGAAACUUGGAAAAUAAGUCUGUCAAUGUGGAAAUCAUUGAGGAACCGGUGGAGUCUUACAAUGAUGAGGAUCUUGAGUUUGAGUCGAGAUCUACUUUUUAUGAGCCCUCCUCAACAUAUUUUCAAAUUGAGGAGCUAGAAAAUAUCCCUCAUGAGGCUCAAGUUCCGAGGAGUGACCGUGAGGAGGUGACAGAUCACUUCAAAGGUGGGUUCGAUGUCCGGGAGGUUUCUAGACAGAGUGAAUCUUCAUAUUUCUCCCAUGAAGAGCCAGAUGAGUACUUUGUCUCCACACCAGAUGAUAAUCUUUCUGAAAUCGACGACGGUGGUGGCAUCACCUCAUAUGGACAUUAUGGUAUGGUAGAUGACCUGUCAGAUGAGAGGUAUUAUCAGGACGAAGGUCUUCCAUCCAAAAGAGUGAUUGUAGAGGAAAGUGAUGAAUACAAGUUCAUGUCAGAUGAUCACUCAUUUGUCAAGGAUAGUUUUCCAGAGUGCAUCAUUGAAGAGGAGGUUUGCGUCUCCCCUGUAGUGCAGGAGUCAAUGCUGGAGUUCCUGAGGGAGGACUCUUUGGAGCCCAGAGAGCAGCUAAGGGGAGCUCUGGAGAAGCUACAAAGCUCAGUGUCAGGUCCACUGAAGGAGGAGUUGGCUUUCCUCUCAAAAGUGAGUAGCGAUGGUUCACAGAAUGUGGAAGUCAAAAAGUUCACACAGUCAAGUGACAACGGCAACAUGACUAUAGUUGCAGAGCUCAACGUCUCGCAAAGUCUGGAAGACUCUGGGCUGCUGGAGGCAGAAGGUGAUAUGUCUGAAGAGCAGAUCAUGGCAGUGCUCAGAUCUUCUAACCCGGGACUUGAGAAAGCCUUCCAGGGGGGGGCAGGAGGGGGAUACAGCUUUAGAGUCUCCAAAGAAGAGGAUGUUGUGACUGGUGAAGAGUUUGAAGGCUUUACUAGCGAAGGAGGCUUUUCAUCUGAAGUCACUGAGAAACACAUCAAACUGGGCCCAUCAGAAAAGUCCUUCACCUUCCAGAUGGACGUAGAGGGCAGCCAUGCUGAGGCCACCUCAGAGCAGGAGCUGCUCUCUCAGGCCGUGCACAGCCCGGUGAAGAUCUCUCAUCAGAAAAGAGUUGCAACUGUCUACCUUGAAAGGCCGACAGAUGAUUAACAAACUAAGUGCUUACCAAUGCUACUAUUUUAAAGUGCAGCGGUUGUUUUAACACAGCGGUCCACACACAUAGCAUUAAUGCAGCAGACACUAUAAUAAUGAUCUAAGGCUUUGCAGUUAAACAUAUAUCAGAUUGAUUUUGGUGAGCUCACUGAUUAAUUUCAAUUAUUUAGUAACAUUUAGUAAUGUUUUUAUGGUAAUACAUUUUGCAAUAUUACUAUAAAAAAACAGCAUGGGGACUUGGACAUGGUUUACGUUUGUUAAAUACUGAUCCUCUUCCGCAUUGAUAUUUGUUAACAGUUAAUACAGAAUGCCGUUUAUUAUCAAAGAUGUUCAUUUAUUCUCUCUAGAUUUCUAUAUUUUUGUACUGACCCUUGCUGCACAUCUUAAACUGCCCAUUCUGCAGUUUACAACUCUCCACAUCAAGCCAACAACAUGUUGGAGUUCUGAGUUGCUGUGAACUGUUUGCUGAUUGAAGCUUUCAUUCUUUUUUUGUUAACUUUGGCUCGGCUGCCAAAUGAAAUGGUUUUAGUAUACUGCAUCUUGGAACACAGUCGUUUUUUUGAAGCAGUGGUCAGUGAUGUGUACAGCAUAUAGUGAAGCUUGGAGCUGAGAAUGGUAUAUAGUGUUGAAAAAAAGAGGGUAACUUGUCUUAAGAAACUUUGCAAGUCUGAAAGCUGCGAUUGAAGUGUGUUGAAUGUAAAUGUGACACUUAAAAGUGACUUUGAAGUAAAUAACUCAAGUUAUUUUAAGAAUAUUUAGCUUUACUCACAACUAAUGGCAAAUGUUGACUAAUUAUAAUUGUUUUUGCCUAAUAUACAACAAAGCCUAGUUACAUUAUCAAUGUAAUCUUUGUGGAAUGUGUCUUUACAUGGUGUGUAUCAUUAUCUUACAUCUCUAAUUCUACAACAGCAAACAUGUAGUUGGGGAGCUGGGAAUCUAUAAUGGAAAAUCAUACCAUUUAGAACACUAAAAUAGGGUUGUCAAUUUUAGAGGUUGAAAUACUAAGAUGAAAGGACGGAGUAAAAGAAAUGUAAUUAAAAGGAAACAGUGAUAGUGUUAACAUGUAAUCACAUGUAGCUUGAUGUACAGUAUGUCUUGUCGGGACGCCUUUUGGCUCGUAAGCAUUCGUUGGCGUCACAGUGUUGACAGGAAGGAUUCACCUUUGCUCGUACAUACGUGUGUCCAUGACCGUGAGUGACUAUUUUUGGAUCAGCAGCUUAGCGGCAUUGACUGCUCAUUAGGUUUUGUUGUGUGGCGUACUAGUUGCAGAGGCAGAAAUGGUCCACAGCGAUUACAGUUUAGUCGUGCACAUUUGUCUAAGUGUCUGCAAAAUGUACACUUUGUAACUAUUUAGUAAUUUCUUCACAGAUUGGCUUCUUGGCACUAUUAUGUUAAAGAAAUGUGCAAAAACACAAAGUUAAGCAUGAAUGCUUAAUAAUUAUGUUAAUUAUUAGAAAUACUCUGGAUGAAACUUCAAUUAAAAAGACUUGCAUUUAAGUGCACAGAAACAGCAUAUUUCCAUACAUUUUGUAAACUGCAGUAAUUGAAAUGAAAUAUGUACAUCAGUGCACUUAACUUGUGGCUUGAUUAGGAAUAUGUGCAUCUAUGUACAAAGUGUAAUCUGGAUAAUGUGCCAUUUAUUUGUAUUAAAAUGUUUUACAUCAGCAUACAGAACAUGUAUUGAUAUAUAAAGAAUGUUCAAUAUAUGUUAGUCAAACAUCAUUGCUUUUAUUGACAUAAUGAUUUAUAUUUAACAAUUGGCAUCAUUGCUUAUUUGGAAAUUGAUUAACACAAUUAAAAUCUAUUGUGAGUAUGA